Molecule: messenger RNA, 856 nt
Organism: Sinocyclocheilus grahami
Lineage: Eukaryota; Metazoa; Chordata; Actinopteri; Cypriniformes; Cyprinidae
Gene: kdelr2b
Product: KDEL endoplasmic reticulum protein retention receptor 2b
Exons: 5
Coding region: 151-789 (212 amino acids)
Biological process (GO): protein retention in ER lumen
Cellular component (GO): membrane
Molecular function (GO): ER lumen protein retrieval receptor activity
Source: RefSeq, a predicted model, not a curated record
AUGAUGAACUCCGAGCAUCAUCCUGAGGCUCAGCCAACCCGCUGUCAGGCGCCACGUCGCGCUGCCCUCGCCAUCUUUCAGUCGCGAAAGCCGUGUUUAUAGCGCGCGCUGCACUCAUCUCAACAAACCCUUCAUCACAUCCAAAGAAACAUGAACGUAUUCAGACUGACGGGGGACCUCUCCCAUCUAGCAGCCAUCAUCAUCCUCCUGCUGAAGAUAUGGAAAACCAGGUCGUGCGCAGGAAUAUCUGGGAAGAGUCAGAUUCUGUUUGCCUUGGUGUUCACCACUCGCUAUCUGGACCUUCUCAUGUCCUUCAUUUCUUUGUACAACACCACCAUGAAGGUCAUCUAUAUCGCAUGUGCCUAUGCCACGGUUUACCUGAUAUACGUGAAGUUCAAGGCCACGUAUGAUGGCAACCACGACACGUUCAGAGCGGAGUUCCUGGUCGUUCCAGUCGGCGGCCUGGCCUUCCUCGUCAACCACGACUUCUCUCCUUUGGAGAUCAUGUGGACGUUCUCCAUCUACCUGGAGUCCGUGUCCAUCCUCCCACAACUGUUCAUGAUCAGCAAGACCGGAGAAGCCGAGACCAUCACCACUCACUACCUGUUCUUCCUCGGCCUCUAUCGCGCGCUGUAUCUCAUCAACUGGAUCUGGCGCUUCUACUUCGAAGGCUUCUUCGACAUGAUCGCCAUCGUGGCAGGCAUCGUUCAGACAAUCCUGUACUGCGAUUUCUUUUAUCUCUACGUAACAAAAGUGUUGAAAGGAAAGAAGCUGAGUCUGCCAGCUUAAGUCUGAAAGAGCGCGGCACACGGGACGCAGAGGACGAGUAAGAUGCCUGAGACGGAGUACGAAAGAA